Messenger RNA from Drepanopeziza brunnea f. sp. 'multigermtubi' MB_m1, 531 nucleotides. RefSeq lists its product as uncharacterized. The record is from RefSeq and is a predicted model, not a curated record. Gene Ontology annotation, biological process: post-translational protein targeting to endoplasmic reticulum membrane. Gene Ontology annotation, cellular component: TRC complex. Lineage: Eukaryota; Fungi; Ascomycota; Leotiomycetes; Helotiales; Drepanopezizaceae.
AUGACCUCGAUCAAACCCCUCAGUCAGCCAUUGAGCACCGUCGAAGAGAUCGUGGCGCAAGAGAAAGCCCUUGCCCUAUUACACUUCACCUCGGAAGAUGCCUUCGAGCUCGGCGUCCUCAUCCGCAACCGGCUGCGCGACAUCUCGGACAAGCCAGCCGUCAUCAACAUCGCGCUGGCCAACCGCCAGCAGCUGCUCUUCCACGCGACGUCACGCUGCGGCACCGUGCCCGAGAACGACAAUUGGGUCCGACGCAAGCGGAACGUCGUGCUGCGCUUCGGGAUGAGCACCUGGGCUGCGCACAUCAUGUUUGACAAGGGCGACGAGGAGAAGUUCAAGAAAAUGUUCCAGCUGGGCGACAGGUCGGAGGACUAUGCCAUCCAUGGCGGAGGCUACCCGGUUCGUGUGGUGGGUGUCGAGGGGCCGGUGGCGGCGGUUGUUGUGAGUGGCUUGGCGUCGGAAGAGGACCACCAGGUGAUUGUGGAGUGUUUGCAGGAGAUGUUAACGGCGCAGAAGACGACGCAGAAGUAG